Molecule: messenger RNA, 945 nt
Organism: Cladophialophora yegresii CBS 114405
Lineage: Eukaryota; Fungi; Ascomycota; Eurotiomycetes; Chaetothyriales; Herpotrichiellaceae
Product: 3-oxoacyl-[acyl-carrier protein] reductase
Exons: 2
Coding region: 1-945 (314 amino acids)
Molecular function (GO): oxidoreductase activity
Source: RefSeq, a predicted model, not a curated record
AUGACGGCCGUCCCGAAACGACGCCUAGCGGCGCUCUCGAAGCAGCUGGCCGAAGGCAUUCCCUCGGAGGGUACAUUCGAAGAGAUACCUCGCGUGAGACAUGUCGCAGACAGCUCGACGGGGCCGAGAGUGAAGGGAAAGGUCGCCAUAGUGACAGGAUGCAAUUCCCCCAUCGGCAUCGGUCGAGCCACCGCACAUCAAUACGCCCAGAACGGCGCCAAAGCAGUCUACAUCUGCGAUUACGAUGAUAAGUACCUGGAAAUGCACAAGCGAGAAAUAACCCAGUUAUACCCGGAAGUCGAAAUCCACCCAGUCAAGGUUGAUGUUGGCGAGGAAUCGCAAGUCAAGGCAGUGGUGGACCAGGCCAUUGAGAAAUACGGUAGAUUGGACAUCAUGUUCGCCAAUGCAGGAAUCACUGGCGUGCCCAAUACCUUUGAGCAUAUCUCGAGUCAGGCAUUCAUGAACACAAUGCGGGUCAACGCUCUGGGCGUGUUUUUGUGCUUCAAGUAUGCGGCCAUUGCCAUGCAGAAGACGGGCCCGGAGAAGAAAUAUCCUGGCGGGAGUAUCAUCGGUACGGCGUCGGUGGCUGGUCUCAGGUCGAACGCAGGAGGCACGGACUACUCAGCCAGCAAGGCUGCUGUGGUGUCGUUGGCCCAGACCAUGUCGUACCAAUUGAGUGGUACAGGGGUACGGGUCAAUGCAAUCUGUCCUGGUGUGAUCGAGACCGGCAUGACCAAGGGCAUGUAUGAUCAAGCACGAAGUCGAGGGACAGAGCGAAAGAUUGGUCAGUUGAAUCCGCUUCAAAGAGGUGCUGUGCCCGAUGAGGUCGCCAGAGUUGCUCUCUUCUUGGGAAGUGACGAGGCUAGCUACGUCAAUGGGCAGGCCUGGGCAGUUUGUGGUGGACUGAGCGCUGGACAUCCGUUCGUACCAGGCAAGCUUGCCUGA